This is a messenger RNA of Pyricularia oryzae 70-15, 3477 nucleotides long. RefSeq lists its product as uncharacterized. The record is from RefSeq and is a predicted model, not a curated record. The transcript has 5 exons. Lineage: Eukaryota; Fungi; Ascomycota; Sordariomycetes; Magnaporthales; Pyriculariaceae. Gene Ontology annotation, cellular component: mRNA cleavage factor complex; cytoplasm. Gene Ontology annotation, biological process: termination of RNA polymerase II transcription. Bases 937 to 3024 code for a protein of 695 amino acids. Gene Ontology annotation, molecular function: RNA polymerase II complex binding; mRNA binding.
UUCUUGAUUCCUCGCGUGCUAAUAAAUUUCCUUUGUUCCACUCGUCACCUCUCGACGCCAGCCAAAUCCCCUCGACCAGACAUGAUCUGGAACCGAAAAUUACGCCAGCUAUCGCACACUUAGGUGAAAUAGACUGGCACAUCAUCUUUGAAGUAACCUUCGCCGACCGCUCGCCAAUCGCAAUCAAUCGCCGUUGAGAGUCCAAACCGUACGAUUCCCAGUCAACCGCUGACUAGUGUUCCUCCUCGACGAUCCUUCAUCGCGACAGCUCUUUUCGGAUUUGGGAAAAAUCACCAUCCUCUGCUCGCCGUAAUCUGUCUGGCCAAUUCAGGGCAGGGUCCUGUGACUGUACACAUUUAGUGGCGUGGGAACGUGGAGGAGAGCAGGUCUUCAAGGAACUCUUAAUCCCCCCCAGCUGGUAUCUCUGUGCCAAGCCUUCGUCCAUUGAUAGCCAGGCAGACAAGAAAAAGGCUAGGUGAAAGAGGGGAGACGGGAGAAGGGAACAAGGAAGAAACACAACAGAAUAUUCUGACCUUGCCGCUUCGUUUGUUUACUCUCUUGCCACCCCUGAAGACUACGUCGCGCAGUUCUGCACUGCCGAACUAUAAUCAGUGAAACACGUGCGAGGAUAGAGAGAGAGCUGAGAGGCUUUUGGUUGGAGCGUACGCGUUGAUAGACUUUUCCUUGGCUCUAUCUUUAUUUCUUGUUUGUUUUCCUUUCUCUCUUGACCAACCACUCAGUUGUCGGGCCAGCCAAGUUGAAGCUAGCCAGAACGCUGGUCACAAUCUCCAUUGCAUACUGCAUUGCUCUGGGAAGCUGACUGGCUGACUGACUGACUGACUGACUUUGCCGGCCUCUCUUGCAAACUGAACAUCCUGACUUUGAAUUGCGACUUGUUCUACAUAUAUACGCUUUACCAAAAAAGAAGCCCCUGCAAUGUCCGAAGAGGACCAUGCUGCCGGCGUGGCAGAGGAUUACAAAGAUGCGCUUGAAGGCUUAACAUCCAACGCGCGCGUUGAGAUUAGCAACCUAACUCUCAUUGCUCGCGAGAACACCGAGUCUGCCCAUGCUAUUGCCGAGGUUCUCGUUGACCAUAUCAAACAAAUCCAUCCUCCGCGCAAGCUGCCAGCCCUGUACCUGCUCGACUCCAUCGUCAAGAAUGUGGGGACUCCAUACACGCUUUUCUUUGGCCGGAAGCUCUAUCAGACCUUCAUGGAGGCCUAUGCAUCGGUCGAUAACGCCACGCGCCGCAAGAUGGAUGAGAUGCUCAAGACGUGGAAGGAGCCCGUGCCGGGUUCCCUGGACACGCGCCCCGUCUUCCCACCCGAGGUUGUGCGUCCGAUAGAAAAUGCCCUCAUCAAGGCGAGGACGUCGGCGCUUCAGGCACAGCAGGAGCAGAUGCGCAGCCAGCACCACCUGCUCGGAGGCCGUGGCAGGCCGCCACCGCCAAUGAUGGCCCAGGGCAUGCCAUACAGGGAGACUCCAACACCACCAGGCGCCAGGGGUCCAAACGGCUAUGGGCAGUCAUAUCCACCGCCGAACGGGAGGGGCCCAGAAAAUUCACAGUUUCCAACACCGCAGCCUCAUCACCCACAAGGGAUGCCGAUAUUAUCACACUCAGUGCCCCAACCACCACCAUCCGCACCCGCACAACUUCCCUUUUCACCACCAGCGCAGGCACCUACACCCGACGGGAUAAGCAUAGAAGCCUUGAGUAAUGAUGUUUUGCAGCUCAUAGCUGCCACGCGCGCGGAAAUCGCCCGCAACCCGUAUGAUACUUCCCAGAAGCCCAUGCUUGAUGCCCUGCUGGCGCUUCAGCUACUGCUUCAGGCGGGAAACCUGCCGAGGGACCAACUGGUGGUCGUUAAGAGCCGAAUUGAUGAACUGUCCGCAAGAGCACGCGGAGCCGCAGCCGCUCAACCAGCACCAACCUACACCCCGCCCAUAGUCGUGCCUCCCAUAGCGCCGCCGGCAUCCGCACCACCUCCCGCCACCGCCGGCACGCCCCUCUCGUUAGAUGCCUUGCUCGGCCAGGGCGCACUCGCCGCCUUGUUGGCUAGAACCCCGCAGCCGGCCGUAGUAGUGCCACCACUGCCGUUUGCACCCCCCGUUGCGACGCCGUCAGCGAGCCUUGCCGCGCUUCGCUCGCCGCCGCCACAGGCAACCCCUGCCGUCCCACCGCCGACAGAUGCAUCGGCUCUUUUGGCCGCCCUGCGCAGCAAGGGCAUAUUAUCAGCAGGACCUUUGCCGCCUGUCGUUGCACCGACGCCAGUGUCGCACGCUCCGGGACUACCGAGCGUGAUUGCGCCUCCGGUGGCGCCUGCUCACGUCGAGAUCAUGGGCGAUAUACAACUGACGACGAGUUCACUGAAGCAACCUCGCUUAUAUCUUGUCAACACCCUCUACGACGACCUCGGCAAGCCGUGCACGCAGUGCGGGCGGCGAUUCCGCAACGACGAGGCCGGCCGGGCAGCCAAGACGGCCCACAUGGACUGGCACUUCCGGGUGGCGGCGCGAAUCGCCGAAGCGGAGAAGAAGGGCCAGCACCGCAGCUACUACGUCGACGUGCGGGACUGGGUCGGAUCGCGCGAGGCGGUCGACAUGGACGGGCACGCGGCGCAGUCUCAACAGUCCCAACAGCAAAAUCAAAAUAAACAACAGCACCAGUACCAAGAUCAAGGAGGACCCGAGGCGACCGGCUCCAGGAGCAGCAGGGGUGGGAAUGGCACCGGCGGCAAGAGGUGGAUCCCCGUGCCAGACGCGGGCAGCAACGUCAACUCGGUCUGUCCCAUCUGUCAAGAGCGUUUCGAGCUCAAGUGGCUGGACGAGGCGCAGGAGUGGGUCUGGAUGGACGCGGUUCGGCCCGGCGGCGGAAAUAGAGUGUUCCACGCCAGCUGCCACAGCGAGGUCACGGGGCGGGGGGCGACGCUGACGCCGCCGGUGGGGAUGGUUUUGGGGAAGAGGAAAGCAGAUGAUGCUUAUGCUGGACGCAAAAUCAAAAAGUACGACGACCUGGCGUAUUGAACACCAAGGUCGCAGGGGAUUGUAUUACUUUGAAAGAUGCAGCGCGCAAAAAUAUGCAGUCAAGUCGGGCGAUUAUGAUGCAGUUUGGACCUGAUUCUGCCACGUAUGUGGCCAAUGAAAGGCCAGGACAGAUAGUUGCAAGGGAAGCGCCAAACUUGCCUGGGCCCCCCUCCCAAAAGGCAUACUCAGCAUGGAACUUGGGAGCGUUGAAAACAGGGUGACAAGUGGCUAGAAGGUAGACCACUAGGGCUAUUGCUUACUUGGGCUGCUUCCGUUUUGCUAGUACGCAGAACACGCUAUCCUCAAUGGCGAGCGUCUCUCCUAUUCUAUCAUGAUGUAUCCAUGAAGCAGACCAAGGAAUGCCGAAAAUAUAUAAUAGAUGGAACCGUCCAGACUAAAACUACGUGCCGAGUUCCUGGGAGCCGUGGGGAACUGUGUCCAUUGUUGAGCCGC